Stylonychia lemnae is the source of this 1083-nucleotide messenger RNA. The record is from the annotation of a GenBank genome assembly. Lineage: Eukaryota; Ciliophora; Spirotrichea; Sporadotrichida; Oxytrichidae.
AUGAAAACAACAAAAAAUGUGAUUGACUUGUAUUAUAUGCUUAGAAAGAGACUAGAACUGAAAAAAUGCAAGUAAAUCAUUACAAAUGAUUGUAGCUACGGCACAAGCAUGCAAUAGCAAAUUAACAGAAUGGUAGCAGAAAUCAUAUAAACUCAACUGAUGACAGGACUCGACGAUCUUAAUGAUUUUAGUGAGAGAAAAUAGCCUUAAUAUAUAUGCUAGUAGAUUAGUAAGAAUAGAAAACAAAAAUCUUGGAGGUAUAGAAUUUCAAAGUUAUACUAAGACAAUGAACUAAAAAAGCAUAUUGAAAAAAUAGAUUAAGAUAUGGAUUAAGAUGAUUAGAUAAUAAAAGAGACUGUUUUGUCUCAAGUCCAUUUGAGCUAUCUCAAACCUCCUCCCUCAGAAAUAAUCUUCAAAGUAUAGAGAAAAAAGACAAUUUAAAAUCUAAAUCCACCUGUAAAUUUGACCUAAUUUUCAGAACUUAAUCAAGACUAUGAUCCCUAUUCCUACAAUUCUAUGCAAAUCCAAACAGUUGAAGAUAGAGAAAGUGAGUCUAGACUUAAUUUCAACCUAUAUAAUUUGGAUGAGACUGACGAAUAAGGAUCAAGCUAAAAUUCUUAAAUCAAAGAGAGUGCUAAUGAUGAUCCAGAAUAUGGGGCAAGGAAAAGAAAGCCAAUUUAAAGGAAAACUAAAGUAAUUAAAAAAAGAAAAAAGAAGGUUAAAAGGGUAAUAAGGAGAAUUAGUCCAAGACAAAAAAGGAAAACACCAGGUAAGACAAAUUAAAAAAAUUCACAAGAUUCAAAUCUAUCUGGAAAAAGGAACACAAGAUCUUGUAAAAAAUAGGUAAAGUUGCUGAAAAAAGAUUAAACUGAAAGCGAAAGAGAUGAAUAGGAGGGGGAAGAGGAAGAAGUAAAUGACAAGGAUUAAGAUUAGGAUUAAAUUAAUAGUUAGGAUGAGAAUGAACAAAAAUCUUUGAGCUAGCAAUCACAAGGAAAUUAAUCUGAAGUCUAAGACAAUAAUGAAGUUUGGACGAUCAAAUUAGACGCCUAAAUUCAAUCCUUUUUAAUCCCUUUGGACAGAUGA